UCUCUAUUUAUUAUUAUUUCAGCGCGAUGGGUGACCGCCACGCACACGGGCAGCAUCAAAUUCACCCACAACAUCAACUUCAUGUUCAGCCACACCACCGCCCUCUUCAUGAAGUUCGUGGAAUGAAAAGCCAAAAGGGUCCUUCAGCUACACAAAUCCUAGCUAUUGUAACUCUUCUUCCUGUUGGUGGUACCCUUCUUUGUCUUGCUGGCAUUACUCUUGCUGGCACUUUAAUUGGACUUGCUGUUGCAACUCCAGUGUUUCUACUCUUUAGCCCAGUUCUUGUACCUGCUACUCUUACUGUUGGCCUUGCUGUUACUGGCUUUUUGACUUCUGGUGCUUUUGGCGUUACUGGUCUUUCAUCUUUCUCUUGGAUCCUCAAUUAUUUCAAACAAGGUAAAUCGAUGGCCCCGGAGAAUAUAGAAGCGGCAAAGAGGAGCAUGGGGGAUGCUGCAGUGCACCUGGGGCAAAAGACAAAGGAUGCUGGACAAACAAUCCAGAGCAAAGCACAUGAAGGGAAAGAAGGAACCAGGACUACUUAAUUUAAUUACUAUGUUAUUAAGUUGGAAAUAAAAAAUGUAU
Solanum dulcamara is the source of this 582-nucleotide messenger RNA. RefSeq names its product oleosin H2. The transcript is spliced from 2 exons. The record is from RefSeq and is a predicted model, not a curated record. Bases 27 to 542 code for a protein of 171 amino acids. Gene Ontology annotation, cellular component: monolayer-surrounded lipid storage body; membrane. Gene Ontology annotation, biological process: response to freezing; seed oilbody biogenesis; lipid storage. Lineage: Eukaryota; Viridiplantae; Streptophyta; Magnoliopsida; Solanales; Solanaceae.